AUGCUGCCUAUUCUUCUUCCGAUGAUCUUUUCUUUGGUUUCUUCUUCUGAUUGGGUUCGAACUGAGUCGCAAGAGCGCGUAUAUCAUAAGAAUUUGAAUGCUACAGAAUCUAUGGAAUACGACGUUCACAUUGUUAUGAAGCAGUCGCCCCCAGGCGAUCAGUCUGGCUCUUGUGUUCAGCUGAGCCUAGGACAUUCCGAGCCGGAAUGUGGGAUUGGAGUUUGUUUUACGCCCGAAAAUGGAAACACAACAAAGAUGCAGUUAUUGAGAGGUGGUAAGUCAACACUCAAACGAUUGUUCAAUUCUUAACAGCCUUUUUAAAAAAUAUUGUACCGAAAAAUUCGGUUAUCUUUGUCAAUUUUUUCGUUCUUACAAUCUCAAUAAACUGUACGCUAAAGACUCUACCAGAAAGUUUAUUGAUUUUGUCAUUUUUUUCAGGAAAAAUUGGUCUAACCGAUUCUCACAAAGGAAAACUUGAGAAUGUAAAGUUCACAUUGACGCGGGCCGUGACUUUAAUGACCGUAGGAGAGAAGACCGUUUUCCUGCCCGACUGUUCUUUAAAUGAGGUGAAUUAUACAGGAGAAACUUUGAAUAUUUCAUUGGGAUUCCAACAAAAAGCAGAGGGAAAUGUGAACGAAAGAUUCGGAAGCCCAUGGUGGCACACUUUUCAGUUGGUAGGUCUUUCUUAAGAAAUAAUUUUAUUUUGAUUUUUGCCGACAGAAAUGCUGGAGUUUUCAUUAAAUUUUGCAGGCAUAGUCUAACUAGGUCGUAGAUUUUUGUGUCAUUGAAAACGUUUUUCAGGUAAUUUUGUUUCUACAAAAGCUUUUUUUCUCAUUGUUGACAACAAGAUCAUGGGAAAACCGAAAUUUUGACCAUAAAUAUUAGAAAGUAUCAAAAAAAUUUGCAAAUAUUUGAGGACUUCUGAUCUAAAGUUGACCAAGUUUCUUCGAAACCUCGAGGAAUUUCAUCCAAACUUAAUUUUUUGUUAUCUUCCAAUAUUUGAAAAUUUUAUUUCAGGUCGAGAUCAAGCCAAUGGACAACAAGACUCAAGCAGAAUUAGAAGAAAUUUUGAAAAAAACGAGAAAGGAAAAGAAGCAGGCUUUCUUCGGGAUGUUUAAAAAUCUAUCAAUAAUGAUUGGCGUCUUGUAAGUUUGAAAUUAUUUGAUGUAAUUACAGCCAGGUGCGACCUUCUGGCUGUGAGCAAAACUUGGUAUAAAUUUAAACUGAUUACAAAAGUAAUAUUUGUCAUUUAUUUUCAGUGUCAUCCUGACUGCAAUUGGAUCAAUUUUAGCAAUUAUAUCCCUUACUUUGGUCGUUGUUCACAUUCAAAGAAUCAAAAGAGAAGAUGAUGAGGAAUUGCAGAUGGAUGGCCAGAUGUAUCAAGAAAUGACGGCCUUGGAGACGUUGGUCAAAGGCAAUGCGAAGGAAUCCGAUUAUCAAGUGAAACCUCAGUCGCCUGCGACAACUCCAAAUAAAAAGUAA
Messenger RNA from Bursaphelenchus xylophilus (pine wood nematode), 1482 nucleotides. Lineage: Eukaryota; Metazoa; Nematoda; Chromadorea; Rhabditida; Aphelenchoididae. The record is from the annotation of a GenBank genome assembly.